This is a messenger RNA of Oryzias latipes (Japanese medaka), 3940 nucleotides long. It is a transcript of the gene prmt8a, whose product is annotated as protein arginine N-methyltransferase 8. Gene Ontology annotation, cellular component: plasma membrane. The record is from RefSeq and is a predicted model, not a curated record. Lineage: Eukaryota; Metazoa; Chordata; Actinopteri; Beloniformes; Adrianichthyidae. Gene Ontology annotation, biological process: chromatin remodeling; peptidyl-arginine methylation, to asymmetrical-dimethyl arginine. Gene Ontology annotation, molecular function: histone methyltransferase activity; protein-arginine omega-N asymmetric methyltransferase activity; protein-arginine omega-N monomethyltransferase activity.
UUGUUUAUUUUAAUUUUCAGGCUUGCUUUUAUAUUAUUUAUUUUGUUUUGUAAAGCACUUGUGCUUUUAUAUGAAAAGUGCUUCAUAAGUAAAGUUUGAUUUAAUUUGAUUUGCUAUCAGCACCUAAGCAGCAAAAGAACCCCCAAAUCCAAAGCAUUAGCUCCUGCAGCUCUCUGGACAUUUCUGCUUCUCUUUGGUGUUCAUGCUUGGCUUCAUGUCGGAGCUGCUGUGUAAUCCUGUGUUGUUGUUUUUCCAGAGAUGUGUUUUUGCUGUUUUCACACCAACAAAACAUAAAGUUUCUUAAAAUAACUCUUCUCUUAUUCAAAGUGAAGAUGUAAAAGGAUAUUUCAGGCUGUUUUUUGGGAUGUGAUUACAAGGAACUAGAAGGAAGCCAAUGAUCUCCUGCCUCUUAGACUGAACGGGGGACAUUGGAGUAAUAAGAAUUUGUUCUUGAUCCUCCGUGCAUCCAAUUUUCUUGAAAGAUUUGGUGUGAAAACUAUUGACUGACCCUCAUCUUUCUUUUGCAUUUUCAAGAGUCCUUCAGGUGAUCUCCUGACCUUUAAAUAACAAAGAAAAUGCAGUUUGUCUGUUUAUGUCUUGUGUACCUCAUUUGUUAAGAUGAAGACAAAUGAAACCGGACCAUAGUUAAAUAAUCUUGUUAAAAAUGACAGAUCAGGUCGUGUGACUGCAUUUCAUGGGGUGAGCAGCCUCAGGAGCCUUUGGCCAGGUUUCUAUCUUUGUGCUGGGUGUGUGCCGGCUGUCUCUGCUGAAUAAUGUAACAAGUGGUGUGUGGUGUGGGUGGCAGAGAGGGAUGGUCUCUCCUCAAAAUAGAUGUGGGUGUAAAAUGUGGAAGACUUUGGAGAGGAGAUGUUAGGAUGUGAAGCUGGCCGUGCGUGCAGCAGGAGUCUGCAGUCAUUUAUAUCAGCAGAAGGGAAGGAGGAUGGUGCAGAUGGAGGUGUGCAGAUGGAGACCAUCAUCUGCUUCUGCUAUCAGGAGGAGGAAUCAAUCUGGAUAUUUCCUGAUUUGUUUCUGGAUUUUUUUUUUUAUCUUUGGUGUGCGUGCGCAUGCAUUCACAGACCAUCUGAACACUUAUUCUGAAUGAAGUCCAACUGAAUCAAGCGGUGUGCUUCACAGAUGGACCAAGAAUCCUCUGAAUCCAGAGGUCCAUGUGCGUCCUAAGGAGGAGCUGAACUGUGACACGGUCUGAAAAGUCCUAUCCAUCCACGUUCACGCGCCUCCGUGCUCAGCAGCAUCACUCCACCCUCCCCGUGCGGCAGCGGCGGCUAUUUUUAGAAACAACGUUGCGGUGAAGGAGUCAGUCAGAGUGAAUCUGAAGCCCUGAGUUCACGGGAAUCCGUGCUGCGCGCGGGGAAUUCGUUUUUUUUGGCUGAUCUCCGUCUGCGCCUUCUCCUCAUGAGCCGAGGUGUUCCGUGUGUCCUCACCUGACCCCAGGUGAAGAUGCCCUUUGCGUUUGCGCUCCGCAUCACGGCAAACCGACGGACUGCAAACUUUUGCAGCAUGCCACCCGUCGCAUCUAGUGGCAGCAGUGGUGGCUCUGCUCUCGGGACCUGAAGCUCCGUUUCCGCGCACAAGUCUUCCUCUCUACCUGCAGGGCUGCGCGCUUUGGGGCGCGCGCGCGAGCCUCGCGGCGGGCGGGCGGAAGGACAGACAGACGGACUGGCAGCUCACUCCUUUCUUCACUCCGAUCCGGCGUCACACUCCUGCGGGCUCCUAUGGGAAUCAAACACUCGUCCCGCUGCAUGCUCCUCCGGAGAAAAAUGGCGGAGUCUGAGAGCGCUGAGCAACCACGGCCGCAGCCCAUCCGCAUAGUCCCUUCUCAGUCGGCGCAGCCCACCUCGCUGCCCAAGCCCGUGCCUUCUGUGCAGCACGCGCCUGCGCUCACCCGUCCACCGCACACUCCCCACGCCGCCGGCCUCCCCGGCUGCCCGGGGCGGGGCAAAAUGGCCAAGUUUCUCACCCCGGAGGAGAUGACGUCACGGGAUUACUACUUUGACUCUUACGCCCACUUCGGGAUCCACGAGGAAAUGCUGAAGGAUGAGGUGAGGACGCUGACCUACAGGAACUCCAUGUACCACAACAAGCACGUCUUUAAGGACAAAAUCGUGCUGGAUGUUGGAAGCGGGACGGGGAUUCUCUCCAUGUUUGCAGCCAAAGCCGGGGCGAAGCACGUCUACGGGAUCGAAUGCUCUAGCAUAUCAGAAUACUCGGAGAAGAUCAUCAAGUCCAACCAUCUUGACAGCGUUAUCACCAUUUUCAAAGGGAAGGUGGAGGAGGUGGAGCUGCCUGUGGAAAAGGUGGACAUCAUCAUAUCUGAGUGGAUGGGCUACUGUCUCUUCUAUGAAUCCAUGCUCAACACCGUCAUCUUUGCCAGGGACAAGUGGCUGCAGAAACCCGGCGGAUUGAUGUUUCCUGACCGAGCCUCGCUCUACGUGUUAGCCAUCGAGGACAGGCAGUUCAAGGACUUCAAAAUACACUGGUGGGAGAACGUGUACGGCUUUGACAUGACCUGCAUCCGUAAUGUCGCCAUGAAGGAGCCUCUGGUGGAUGUGGUGGACCCCAAACAGGUUGUGACAAACUCCUGCCUGGUCAAGGAGGUGGACAUCUACACGGUGAAGCCCGAGGACCUCACGUUCUCCUCCACGUUCUGCCUGCAAAUCCAGAGGAACGACUACAUCCAUGCUCUGGUCACCUACUUCAGCGUUGAGUUCACCAAGUGUCACAAGAAGACGGGCUUCUCCACAGCUCCAGACGCUGCAUACACCCACUGGAAGCAGACAGUUUUUUACCUGGAGGACUACUUAACGGUGCGAAGAGGAGAAGAGAUCAGCGGCAGCAUCUCUAUGAAGCCCAAUGAGAAAAACAUUCGUGACUUGGACUUCACUGUCGAGCUGGAUUUCAAAGGCCAGCUAUGCGAAGCAGCCAUAGCCCACGACUACAAGAUGCGUUAAUUUUGAGAGAGGAACCCUGCCGGGUGGGAGAGUGACCCGGCUGCAGAUCGGAUGAAGGUGGGCCCGUCAGUCCUGACCUUUAGAGGUCGCUCUCGUGUUGACUGUUACACAGCUCUGAAUGUAACUGACAGCUCAUGUCAGGAAUGUCUGAUCAUUGCGUUUCUGUGAGGUGAUGUUCCUGUGCUUUCCUCAGAAUCACUUGGACGGCUCCUCUUUUUCCAUGAUCCGUUUAAAAAUGUUUCGUGAUGUGAAGUACGUAGGAACGAUGAAAGGAUCGAUCAUUGUAGAACUUUCAAAAUGGUGGAAACAGUGUGACUGAACACCAGAGCCAAGGAUUACAUUCAUCGUUUGCAUCAUCAGUGUUUUAGUUUAGGUUGAGCCGUGGUCUGGAUCAGAGAAUUGGACUGAGCGAGUGUGACGUCACUUACUUCUGGCUCCAACCAACUGAAGUCAAAUCAGUCGCCAUUUUUUCAUGAUAAGGAUACCGCCAUGUUGGAGCCAGACGUCGUUAGUAAGCAGUGAUCAGUCUGAGUUAACGUUUCCUAAGCAACCACUCUAACCAAUCGGGGGGAGCUUGUUGAAAGGUUACACAAAAUCUGUCAAACGUUUUACACAUUGGAUGGGGGGGCCACCAGGCUCCACCUACUUAUAAGGCAUCUGGUUGGUUGGAUAGGACAGAAAAAAUAUUUUUUAUCAGAGCAAGAAUGGUUGUUCUGACCAAUAGAAUGAGUAAUAUCUCUGUUUCUGGAUUUUGCCUUCUGGUUCAGAUACUUCCCAUUUGGAACACCAAGGUGGAGGGGUGGAGCGGGUUACUCGGUCCAGUUCUCAUAUACAGUCGAUGGGUAGAACUAGAAGAAGUGCAGAUGUGAUGUCGACAUGUCUCCAACAUCCAUUGUUUCCAUCCUAAAUGCCUUGAACAAGUUCCUGUGUCCCUCAUCCUUUAUCAGAAAAUUAUAAUUUCCAAAACUGAA